GUAUUUUACUUAGUGCAAACAUAGCGCAAAAUGAAAUUUGAUAGGCAUUUGUUUAUGGUGUGCGUCAGCGAAUUCAUCGGCACCGCGAUUCUCCUGUGCGUCGGCUGUUCCUCUGUAGUGGGCUUGACAUUACCGUUUUAUCACCGAAACUUGAGUAUGGUCGGACUUGGCUUCGGCCUAGCCGUGCACAUUUCCGUGCACACGCUUGGCACAAUUUCUGGCUCGCACAUCAAUCCGAGCGUUACGAUAGCAGCCCUCACGCUUGGCAAUAUGGAAUGGCAAUUGGCCUGCUUUUAUAUAUUGUUCCAGUUUCUAGGCGGACUGACGGGUUAUGCUCUGCUGUUCGUUUCUCUAACGAAGUAUGUACGCACCGAAAGUUUAUGCGUCACUAUGCCGGAGAAUGGCAUCACAAUUUGGCAGUCUGUCUUGCUUGAGUUCUUUUUGACAGCCAUACUGGUGUAUUUUUGUUGUGGCGCCUGGGACAAACGCAAUAUACAGGUGCACGAUUCAUUACCGCUACGUUUCGGCUUCUUAAUUGCCGGUCUUAUUUUUGCUGGGGCACCUUAUACCGGAGCCAGCAUGAAUGUCGCACGCUCCUUACCGCCGGCCGUUUUCACAAAUAUUUGGACAUCAUUUUGGAUAUAUCCCGUUGCACAUGUGCCCGCUGCCAUUUUAGUACCGUUAGCAUGGAAAUUUCUGCAUACGGCUGACUCCUCCGCGGGGGGUGGCGCUGAAGGAGACGCAUAAAUAGCUUUAAAGAAAGAUACUUAUUAUGCACGCUCAGGACAUAUGUACGUUGAUUUGAGAAUAUGUUUUUAGUAAUUUAGAGCAAGAAAGGGGAGUACUAUUUAUGCACCUCGCCCACUUCUUCCGUAGUUUACCAACAAUCGCAAACAUAAUAUGAUUCGACUCAUCAUAUUCAAAAACAUAUUUCAGUCCUCAUACCUUUCGCUGUCCAAAAUCUUGGUAUUUCCGAUAAUAUCAACCAGCUAGGCAGACGGUAUUCCAGGCACAUAUUCCUCGCGGUCUUUAAAACAUUCGUCGAGAUCGCUUGUAAAAAUAUUUUAGAUAUUCUUUGUAAUGCAUACAUUUAUUUGGAAACUUUACACCGAUAAACUUUACCCCGCUUGCAUAACUUAAAUUAGAAAAUAAUACAUAUAAGCUAAUAAAACGACUAAAAUAAACCGUAACUAAGCAUUUCUGUGAAUUCUUAUAUUUUUUGCUCUAAUAAAUGAAAUAAUAAAUCCUGAA
Messenger RNA from Zeugodacus cucurbitae (melon fly), 1251 nucleotides. Its product is annotated as aquaporin-like. Bases 31 to 747 code for a protein of 238 amino acids. Gene Ontology annotation, cellular component: plasma membrane. The record is from RefSeq and is a predicted model, not a curated record. Gene Ontology annotation, molecular function: water channel activity. Gene Ontology annotation, biological process: transmembrane transport. The transcript has 3 exons. Lineage: Eukaryota; Metazoa; Arthropoda; Insecta; Diptera; Tephritidae.